UCUUACGUCUCAUUCAGAUAUAUCAUAACGAUAAUUAUCAGCGAAGGCGGAAGGAGCGAUUCAAAGUAAUUUUAAAGGAAAAAGAAAAAAAAACACGAGUUCUCUGGUUAAAGAUGCGGCGCGUAACUAUCAUAGACUCAUAGGAAUAGACUACGCGAGUGACGCUCCAUUGAAGGACAGAAAUAGUUUGUCAAUCGUGCUCUCUCUCUUUUUCUCUCUCGCACAUCACAAGAGUGGGGAGAAGACGACUGGCGAGGUGACCAACUAAAAAUGUAAACUGUUUUAUCUCAUCAUAGGUGUAUAAACGCCGCUUACCAACCGAUCUAUUAGAAAGAGACGGAACAAUUUGCACUAUUGCUCUCUGUUUCUAACGUCGGUGUCAGCUCCUCUCGCGGGACGCGCAGUGUAUUUCUAUAAGUCCUACGGGCGGUCGUACACACUCGCUCGCGUGCGUGAUGUCUGCGUGAUAUCGAGAAAAUUGCUAAAUAAGGAAAUCGUUGCUGGUCAGCGCGGAUCCGCGUUGCUACCGCCGCCGCUACUGGUAAUGCUAGUAUAAGCACCGACUGAAGUUCAGGGUCAAUCGCCGUGCGGACCGAGCGGCCGGCCGGCCGGCCGGCCGGAUUACGUUCGCGCUUACGCGCUCACGUUCUUCUUUCUUCUAUUUGGGCCUUGAGGAGUUGCCGGGCAGGGUCUUGUGCCCGCGCGUUGCACCGCGGACGUAACAAAUGACCGGACGGUUAUCCGCGCUGUUAUCCGGGCGGAUCGAAGCCGCGGGACACGAGAGAGGAGAAUGAACAUUUCGUAUAUUUUACGCUUCGCAGCGCCAUUGCUCGAGCAUAGCUACGUGCAGCGCUGUACGCGGAAUACUUCUCACGCUGCAUUUACAUUCCUCACGUCGGGAACACCUCACGAGUGUAUUUUAAUACAGCCGAGAUCGCCGCUUUUGGCGUGGCCUUGCCGUGGCGUGUAAAUGAGUCAGGCGGAAACGAGGAAUGUCGAGUGAAGAUCGUUUCGCGAGGAUCAGACGCAAUAUUAAUUUCGGAAAAUGCCGCGGCGACGCUGGAAACGCCGACUUAUGCGCGCACACAUGGUGAAAGGCGGUUCGGCGGACAAAAAAGGGAGAGCAUGAAUAUGGAAAGAGAGGCGAAAAAGCGGAUCCUCUUCUCGACCCCUAACAUCCUCCUUACAUUCUCGCUGGCAGGGAGUCCCCCGAAGGUACGAAGAACUGGACCCUUCAAAUCCGAUCGAGUACCGACUAUCGAACGUGCACUUUGUGAAACUCGGUUGGACUUCGUUGCCGAUAACCAAAAGCAUGAGAAAAAUCGUUCAAUAUGAAGCCAGGCCGGCAAAACCAAAUCUGUGGUUCAAAAAAUAUGGGCACAAGGGCACGGUUUAUUAUGACGAUGGAACAACAUUAUUUCUGAAAUUCCAUUCCGACGGUUCCAGCGAGAUAUUUUAUCCGAACGGUAUAUUGGCUAUCAGAGUUUACAGACCCGAAAACCGGAAAUACGAUAUGUACACCGUGUUCGCGCCAGGAGGCAAGGACGCGCUGGGUAUCGAGAGGGCAUCUCAGAUCCUGGCGAUAUUCGACACGAUGGGGAACGGCGUCGUCCUCGACGAGGACGGCGCGGCGAGGCUGUCCUACAACCAGAUCGGUGGAAUUUUUACGGACAAUCCCGCCGGUCUGCCCCUCGCCUGGACCUGGCGCGUUGGUCCGAAGGAGCCGAUACUCGAGACUGUGUACACGGAAAAAUUCACCGACCAGUUGCAAAUGAAAUUUGCUCCCGCGAUAGAUGAACAGGCGAACAGUUCCGGAAAUGUUAAGACACCGAUAUCACAGUCCAGUUCGAGAAAUAAGGAAAAGAAGGUCGUCGAGGUACGGAAACCUGUUGUCGAGCAACGACAAGAAGGAGAGGUCGAAAGCAAACUGAAUGACAAUCGAGAUUCUUCUGGCAAAAACACUUUUCACAUAAAAAUAAUUUGCAUGAAGUUGAAUGAAUUUCUCAGCUUGCGAAUUAUCGAUCAAAAGAAUAUCAGUUUACAAUUUUCUGUUAAAAAUAAACGAAUCAGAAUAGAAUUAGGCACUAUCUUGAAUUUUAAUAAAGAAGUAGCGUCUUACGUGGUGGAAGCAAGCGAUUGGAAAAGCGAUCUGCUGAAGUAAAUCAAUACUAUAACGCAAAGAGAAACUUGUCAAUUAAACACGUGACAGAAAAUUGCGCUUCCUUCACAGAUGCAGAUUCCAGGAAAAUUUAUCCAAAAAAUUAGAAUCCGACAGCAGUUUGUGCGAUUUAGCUAAGGAGUAUCGAAAAGUGAAAAGAUACGCGAAAGAACGUAAAGCUAUGAUUGCCAAGUACAGAUUUUUCUGAAAAUUAACUAUGGCUGCAAUUGCAAAGUCGAGAACAGCACUGAAAGAUUUUAAACUACGCGGGAUUGAAGAUACAUGAAACUUCGCCUAUCUAUCGGACU
This is a messenger RNA of Linepithema humile (Argentine ant), 2466 nucleotides long. The record is from RefSeq and is a predicted model, not a curated record. Lineage: Eukaryota; Metazoa; Arthropoda; Insecta; Hymenoptera; Formicidae.